AUGCAAUACAAGCCCCUUGGACACCAGUUCCUCAGUGUGGGAAUGCAGCAGGUGGUGUUCAGCGUCUACACAUGCUGGCGGCUCUUCUGCUUGUUGAUCGCGUUUGCUCCCCUUGUGCUGACAGCUCCUUUUGCUCUGUCGACCAAGUGGCGGUCAGAGAAAUGGUGUCACUACCUUCGCAAAAUGUUGGAGUGGUGUGGGCCAGCAUUCAUCAAGUGGGGCCAGUGGGCUGCAACACGCCGUGACCUGUUCCCGAAUGAAGUCUGUCAGGAACUUGAAAAGUUGCAGGUCCAAGCACCAGCACACAGCUUUGAAUUGACCAGAGAUGCUAUCAAGGGCACUUUUGGAUUUCCACUGGAGGACUUGUUCUCGUCCUUUGAGAGGGAGCCAGUUGCAAGUGGCAGCAUUGGGCAAGUACACAAAGCUGUGAUUGGCGGCCUUGGGGCAGUAAUAACGGGGAGGCCUGCUGGCACAACGGUUGCUGUCAAGGUUAGGCACCCCAAUGUGGACUUGGCCUUUGAAAGGGAUGUUUCUUUGAUGCUGAUGCUGGCACAUUGGGUGUGCAAACUGCCAUAUGUGAAGGGAUUGAAGCUGGAAGAGACACUUAAGCAAUUUGCUGGUCCCAUGCGAGAGCAGGUGGACCUUUGCAUAGAGGCAGCAAAUUUGCGGUGCUUCCGUUACAACUUCCGAAAAAUGAGCUCUGUGAAGUUUCCAGAACCCCUCUUCCCGCUCGUAGCUCCCAACAUCCUGGUGGAAACAUUCCAUGAAGGGAAUAGCAUCCAAGAAAUUGUGAACGGUCCAAGGUCUCCAGCGGUGGACUGCAAUCUUGCAGAGCUUGGGUCCUCUACAUUUUUCGACAUGUUGCUGGUCCACAACCUCUUGCACGCCGAUCUGCACCCGGGAAAUAUUCUGGUUGAGCGUGGACUGCCAGAUGGUGUCUUUCCACACAUUUUGGGAGCAACAAGCAGGAAACUAGAGCAGCUGACUGCAGGAAUGGAUCCAAAUAGCAUCAUGAAGAGGCUUGCUAAAUGGACUGCGGACAUCCACAAUCAGGUCUUUCCCCUGGAGUACCAUAUUGUUCUCCUGGAUGCGGGAAUGGCUGCCCAGUUGACGGAUGAAGAAAGGAAGCUCAUGAUCAAAUUGUUUCAAGCAUUUGCAAACAAGGAUGGAACUGCAGCUGCAGAAGCAACAUUGAAGCUUGCAGGUCCAGCACAGACAUGCCCAGAUGCGCACGCCUUCCAUUGCGACAUGCAAGAGCACUUCCGAAUGAUGAAUGCCUCGGAGACAUGGGACGGUUCACCUUUCGAAUCGGGUGUUGAUGCAUUGGCCCACGUGUUGGAUUUAGUGAGGCGCCAUCAAGUUGUGCUGCCAGGCGAAAUUUGCUCAUGCUUGUUCACAGUCUUUGUGUUGGAGGGCUGGUCUAGCAAGCUGGAUCCUAUGCACAGCGUGAUGGACCAGGUUCAAGACCUGGUGCGAAGGUGGGACAGGGGCCUUAAGGGAUUGAUUGGGAACACGAUGGAAAAGCAAUGGCUUCCAGGCGAUCAGCGACUUGCAGUGGCUUGA
Ostreobium quekettii is the source of this 1563-nucleotide messenger RNA. The record is from the annotation of a GenBank genome assembly. NCBI's taxonomy places the organism in Eukaryota, Viridiplantae, Chlorophyta, Ulvophyceae, Bryopsidales, Ostreobiaceae.